This is a messenger RNA of Trematomus bernacchii (emerald rockcod), 2509 nucleotides long. RefSeq names its product terminal nucleotidyltransferase 4A (gene tent4a). The coding region runs from base 208 to 2487 and encodes 759 amino acids. Gene Ontology annotation, molecular function: mRNA binding; poly(A) RNA polymerase activity. Gene Ontology annotation, cellular component: TRAMP complex; nucleolus. The record is from RefSeq and is a predicted model, not a curated record. Gene Ontology annotation, biological process: RNA 3'-end processing. The transcript has 13 exons. Lineage: Eukaryota; Metazoa; Chordata; Actinopteri; Perciformes; Nototheniidae.
CCCGUAGGAAACGGCUAGCAUUUUUCCCCCGGCAGCUAGCGGUGUGUAAAUGGGACAGUUUAUCAUUCCGGUUUAAUGCUUAAAUUCUCUUUUCGUUAUCUGGCACAGAGCAGCGACAUUUGCAAGGGACACCAGGGGAGCAGAUUUUAAAACGGGGCUUGUGUGUGGUAGUAACGGGGGGGGGGUUACCAGAGAAAAAGAAGUUGAAUGGAUCCGAGGGUAGCUUGGAUUCAGCCGGAACAGAAAGGACCUGCGAACGCCUUAUGGAUGCACGUCUGGGAGACCUCUCAGGGAGCACGGACCCUCUCCUCCGCCCAGCACCAGAACUACAACCAGUGUGUGAAAUACGCUGCGUUGGGGGUUUUAAAAAAUGUGGCAUCUAGCAAGAGCAGCAGCAGCCAUCACAGCAUCACUAGCACUGCGAUUUCCUCCCUGGAUUUAAGGCUGUCCAACGACAACUCCACCGCUGAACCAGAGGGGAAAACCUUGCUCCAGAAAAGGGGAAUCUCGUCCACCACGUCGUUGCAGGAGUUCCGCACCCCUUCCAGCUGUGAGAGGACUAUGGGUGGAAAUGUAACAGGCAAUAUUAAUAAUACAAAUAAAAACGUCGGGGGUGCCAAUCUCCUCCUCCACGGCAUGGAUAAUAAUGUCUAUCAGCACCCGGCUUUCCAGCAGCUUUGCAUGAAGCGCCAUCAGGUUCACCCCUCCGUACCUGAAAACCCCACACACAAUCACCAUCCAGGCCGGAGGAAAAGUGACAACAAAGCGAGCACUUAUGGGAUGAAUUACUUGCUUUCAAACUGCACUAAUGGCAAUUAUACGUGCACUUCUUGGACGCCAUGGAAGACGAGGAAGUACAGCCCUGGGGUCCUGGGACUCCACGAGGAGGUGAUUGACUUCUACAACUUCAUGUCUCCUCGCCCAGAGGAAGCAGCUAUGAGGAAGGAGGUGGUGAACCGGAUAGAGAUGGUCAUCAAGGAGCUGUGGCCCACUGCAAAUGUCCAAAUAUUUGGCAGCUUCAGCACAGGGCUGUACCUUCCAACCAGUGACAUUGACCUGGUGGUGUUUGGGAAGUGGGAUCGACCCCCGCUUCAAGACCUGGAACAAGCCCUUCGCAAACAUAAUGUGGCGGAACCUUUCUCCAUUAAAGUGCUGGACAAAGCUACGGUGCCAAUCAUCAAGCUGACAGACCAGGAGACGGAGGUGAAGGUGGACAUCAGCUUCAAUGUGGAGACUGGUGUCAAGGCGGCGAGCUUCAUUAAAGAUUAUGUUAAGAUGUAUCCGGUGCUGCCUUACCUGAUCUUUGUCCUGAAGCAGUUUCUGCUGCAGAGGGAUCUUAACGAAGUCUUCACCGGGGGAAUCAGCUCCUACAGCCUCAUCCUCAUGGUCAUCAGCUUUCUACAGCUCCAUCCACGUAUCGACGCCAGGAACCCCAACGAGAAUUUGGGCGUGUUGCUGAUUGAGUUCUUUGAGUUGUACGGCCGCCAUUUCAACUACUUGAAAACAGGGAUUCGUAUCAAAAAUAGGGGCGGGUACUUGGCCAAAGAGGAGAUCAUGAAGUCCAUGGCAAAUGGAUACAGACCAUCCAUGCUCUGCAUAGAGGACCCGCUGCUCCCAGGUAAUGAUGUGGGGAGGGGCUCCUAUGGUGCCAUGCACGUCAAGCAGGUGUUCGACUACGCCUACAUCGUCCUGAGUCACGCCGUGUCCCCGCUCGCUCGCUCCUAUCCCAACAAAGACUCUGAAAGCACCAUGGGGAGGAUCAUCAGGUUGACCCAGGAAGUGAUCGACUACAGGGAAUGGAUCAUUAAGAAGUGGGGGGGCAGGGAUCUGGUGCGAACAGACAACAGAGUUUCCCCUCCCAAGGAGCCAGAGCCCAGUGGGGGGGUCGGGCUGGAGGAGCAGCAGAGGGACUCGGGGUCUCCCCACAGCGCAGACUCCCCCAUGUCCAUCUCCAGCCCCCAGCAGCACUCCUCGGCCUCCUCCGUCUCCUCACUGUCGGGAUCAGACAACGACUCGGACUCAGCGCUGCCGUGUCCCGUCCCUCCGCCCACCAUGCCACCUUUCCCGUCUUUCCCGCCUCUGGGGCUAGCUCUGCCCCCUUGCCUCAACAUGAAGCACGGCAUGGGGGGGCACCACCUCCUCCUGCAUCCAGGCUCACAGGCUCGCGUCCAGCUGCCCGGGGGUCUAGCAAUGCACUCCAUACCUGGCAGACAGGUGUGUAUAGACACCGGGCUCCCCCCCUUCUUCCACAUGCACCCCCACGCCCACGCUCAUGCCCCCGCCCCCUCCUGCCCCCUGCCUCUGUCCAGCCACAUACACAAGAAUGGUGUCAAGUUCAACGUGAAGGGCUUCCACAACCCUCCGCUGGUCAACAACCCCGUGCUGGUUAACCGCGGACACACACACACUCACUCUCACACACAGUAUCACCGCAACACGUGGCGGCGCAGGAAGAGGGAGAGCCUCCCGGUUAGCCUCAGCAGAUAGAACCCCCCCCCCCCCCCCCCCC